CAGCUCGCAGUUUACUGAGCAGGAGGGAUCUACUGCUGGUCUCAAAAGCCUUCCACCUUCCCCGCUGCUCUCAAACUAAAGCACUUGUUUAACAGCGCGCUGACACUCGGCUUCACUUGGUUUGAACUCAACAAGGAGCGGAGCGCGGACUUUUACACACUUGAACAACUUGGAUUCCACCCGGAGCUUUUCGCCAUGCAUGUCCGGGUUUAGGUCCUCCAUGGAGCUGUCAAACCUGUACGAGGUGGCGCCGCGGCCCCUGAUGAGCAGCCUGACGCACGGCCUCCACCACAGCCAGCAGCCGAACCCCCAGCACCCGCACCAGCAGCAGCAGCCCAACCCCGGGGACUUCGGCGGGGACAUCGGGGAUCACGAGACGUCCAUUGACCUGAGCGCGUACAUAGACCCAUCCGCCUUUAACGACGACUUUUUGGCUGACCUUUUUCACCACAACUCCAGGCAGGACAAGUUAAAGGCGAUGAACGCGGAGUACGAACAAGUGCAAUGCGGUCCAACCCAGCAGCAGUUAUACAUGUCUGGAUACAUGGACUCAAAAUUAGAGCCGCUGUACGAGCCGCGAAUCAGACCCGUGGCCAUUAAACAAGAGCCACGCGACGAGGACGAUCUGACCCACGCGAUGCCCCCGACGUACCACCACGCGCAGCAGUACGCCGGGCACGCGCAGCAGCCCCAACAGCAGCAGCAGCAAAUGCCUCACCUCCAGUAUCAGAUCGCUCACUGCGCGCAAACCACAAUGCACCUCCAGCCAGGGCACCCCACGCCUCCACCCACCCCGGUCCCGAGCCCGCAUCACAGUCACCACAGCCACCACCACCAUCCGGGCAAGAUGCUGGACCGCAAAACCAAAAAGCACGUGGAUAAGAGCAGUCCCGAGUACAGGCUUCGGCGCGAGAGGAACAACGUGGCCGUGCGUAAAAGCAGGGACAAGGCGAAGAUGCGUAAUUUGGAGACGCAGCAGAAGGUGGUGGAGCUGUCUGCGGACAACGAGAGGCUCCGGCGCAGAGUGGAGCAUCUGACCCGAGAGCUGGACACUCUGCGGGGCAUCUUCAGACAACUGCCGGACGGAUCGUACAAACCCAUGGGCAGCUGAGAGCGCACGGGGCCGGGGGAGAGCGACGGUGAAUUUGAACUGGAGUUUUUGUUUUAAUGCGAGACAGGGGCAUUUUGGACUCUGAUAUACUCCUCUGUGGCCGAACUGUCCUGAGAUAGGCAAUCCUAAACCAGGACCAGACUUGGACCUGAGCCAAAGUAAGCAUCGGAAUAGCACUAAAAAUAAAAAUAAAAACAAACUAAAAACAAAAAGCAAAAAAUGAUAUAACGAUUUUUGAUUUGACAAUCUGACUGCAAUUUGGAAUAAAUAAACGAAUAUAUCUGGGGAUAGUCUUAACAUACAAAUUCUAGCACAAAUUCAAUGAGAUUUUUGACAUCAACCGGGGACCUGUGCUUUUGUCCCUGGGAAAUAAAUAAAAAUAAUACGAUAGUGUUAAGACGAAACCAAGACAUAACCACAAACCGAAUAAGAUUAUAGCACUAUACCGGGACAAAACCUUAUUGUUGGACCCUGUGGCACUGAGAGAAAGCCCAAGACUGCAGCUGCUGCUGAGGACACAGUGCUGAGUCUGUUACUGACACCAGAGCCGCGUAUUUCACAUUUGAACAAACUUUUCUGUAAACAUGGGAUGGACUGGAACACUGCCAAAACUUUGCAUCUUUGGUUCUCGACAUUUUUAACAUUUUUUUAAACAAACUGCGCGGGACCAAUCACUCAGCACUCGCAGAAUCUUCAGGCAAAACAUCUCAAAACGACAGAACUGGAAGCGAAGCGUGCAAUCUUUCAAAUAGCGCACGCUGUGUAUUAUAAACUUGUACGGACAGAUUUUUCGAGUGCCUUUUCAAGUACACAAGUGCCUGAAAUCUCCUUAGGAAAAAAAACAUGUACCGCCCAUCUGUGAGUGCAGGUAUGGAAGGUGGGCAUGGCACGUUCAUUGACAAUCAUAAAUGUUUUAUAUUGGACUCGCUGAAAUGCUCGUGCACUCUGCUUGUGACCCUUGUAAUCUGCAAAACGUCACGACCAGUCAAAAGUUUGGACACGCCCUCUCGUUCAGUGUUUUUUGUAUUUAAAAAAAAUACUACUUUCUAUAGCUUAUAUUCAUGCAAAAGACAUCAAAUAUAUGAAGUAAGAUAUGUACAAUUAUGUAACAACGAAAACAUGUUAAAUAACUCUACCAAAUAUUUUUAAAAUAUAUUUUAUAUUAAAAUCCUUAAAGUAUCCAACAUUUGCUAUUUAGUUAUUUAACGUUUUUUUUUCUUUGCUACAUAAUUCCAUAUAUCUUGCUUCAUAAAUUCCAAGUCUUCCCCAUAUAUCUAAAGUGUAGAAAAAAAAAAAAAAAAAAAAAAAACACUGAAUGAGAGGGUUCAUCCAAACUCUUUACUGGUCCAGUAUUUCAGAAUUGUGCGUUCUCAUUUUAUAUACAGAUGAGAGGUGUUUGUAAAAAUACACGGUGAAUAAACAUGCAGCUUCUCAUGCAAUAACUGAAUCUACUUUUGUGUCAGUUUAAGUUGAGAGACCUAUUCUGUCAGACCCCGCCAAAAUAAAAGCGGGCUCUUUUCCUGUACUUUCUGAAAACAUUCCACAAAUGAAAAUGUGCUCAAUGGUUUUAAUGUAUGUGUGUAAAAUAUAUAUUAGAUCAGGAUAUUGUAAUGUUAAUGUUAUUAUUAUCUGAUGCUUUUAUUACAAUGCCAAAGUCAACCAAACAAUACAAAGACUGGAAAUGAACUGUGGUACCUGCCUUAUUUAUUUUGUCUGUUUAAAAACGUGCAUCUCAAAAGUUACUUCCCCCCUCGCCCCCAGUGUCUGUGUACACUGGUGUAUGAAAGUGUCUGUGAAUGGGUAAGUGGUUCCUUGAUGUAAUGUGCUUUGAGCAUUGAAGGUCGAACAGCAUUAUAUAAAAACAUGAUCAUAUAGUUUCAUGUAAUUUUAUGAUGGAGGAAAAUUAUUCAAAUCGAAAUAGCUUUUUGCAUCUUCACAACAUGCAAAACAUGGGCUCUCAUUGAGUCAACCUGUAGUCCAGUUAACAAUAUUACUACUUACAACUACAAUCUGUUUAAUUUCAAAGCAUUUGUUAUGAACAUUAAUGUAGAAUUUAUUGUAAGCAAAACGAGUCCAAACAGAAGGGUUCGCAGUCACCAAAACAGCUGCUUUAAAGCAAUGUAAAAGAACCCAAAAUGUAACCCACUUACAAAAAUAACUUCUUUACACUGUUAUAUUUAUUCAUAAUAUUACACCUGAUAUAUUGGUACAGCUAAUGUUGCCAUUUUAUUUUCAGCUCUAGACCAAAACUGUACAAAAAAUCUUGCAAAUAUUCCACCAUUUUGGGGUUAACAAUUUUUUUUUCUCUAUAUGAUCCAAUGCAUUAUAAUCGGAUGUCAUGUAUGUAAUGGAAGAUGCAUGUUUUACACAGAGAGGUGAAUAAAGCUAGUCUUUUGUAUGCACUAUGAAGUAAAGCACACAUCCUGGUUACUGAUCUGAAACAACACGUGUGUAUAUGGUGUUUAUGUGAAAUAGGUUGGGUUCACGACAUCAUUUUGAAUUUCCCAUAGAUUAAAACAGAGCUAGAGACACUGAAUUCUGUGAUGGAAUCUUCUGUGUAACAAUCACAUUGCAGAUGUGUUGACCUGGUUUAUGGUUAAUAUCUCUGUAAUUACUGGGCCUAUCCACAUGAAACAAAAACUGGCACAAAAUUCAGCGUCUUCUCUGUCAGUACAAAUGAGCAAAUGUGAAACAUUUCGUUCAAAAAGCGAUGGCAGUAGUUGAACACUUCAGCAGCUGUUGUCAGCUGUAAAGGAUUUUAAACACACCUAUGGAACCGAUAAGGUUCAAUACAUGUGGUUCUCCUGUUUUUGAAUAGCUCCUAGAAGUAUCUGCCACUGCCCUUCCAAUUCCAGACAUGUGUGAACGCAACCUGUUAAAACAUGUCCAAAAUAUCAAAAAUGUGAAAGGGUUCUAUGCAAUGGUUUGUUCAUCGUCACGUGGUGCCUUCUGUAGAGGUGACCUUUGACCUCUGGAGGGACAAGGAUGUACUUUUGUUAAAUAUUUCCCUUCUUUCAUGAUCUCUGUGGUUAAGUGUCAUUUGGGGUCCAUUUGUACAAAAGCCUACAUAAAAAUAUAAAUAAAUAUAUGAAUACCAAAAACCUGGAUUAUAAUAAAAGAGCUUGU
This is a messenger RNA of Periophthalmus magnuspinnatus, 4237 nucleotides long. It is a transcript of the gene cebpa, whose product is annotated as CCAAT enhancer binding protein alpha. Bases 200 to 1111 code for a protein of 303 amino acids. NCBI's taxonomy places the organism in Eukaryota, Metazoa, Chordata, Actinopteri, Gobiiformes, Gobiidae. Gene Ontology annotation, molecular function: RNA polymerase II cis-regulatory region sequence-specific DNA binding; DNA-binding transcription factor activity, RNA polymerase II-specific. Gene Ontology annotation, biological process: myeloid cell differentiation; DNA-templated transcription; regulation of transcription by RNA polymerase II. The record is from RefSeq and is a predicted model, not a curated record. The transcript has a single exon.